Messenger RNA from Drosophila mauritiana, 560 nucleotides. RefSeq names its product replication protein A 14 kDa subunit (gene RPA3). The transcript is spliced from 2 exons. Gene Ontology annotation, biological process: DNA replication; nucleotide-excision repair; mismatch repair. Gene Ontology annotation, molecular function: damaged DNA binding; single-stranded DNA binding. The record is from RefSeq and is a predicted model, not a curated record. The coding region runs from base 109 to 447 and encodes 112 amino acids. Gene Ontology annotation, cellular component: DNA replication factor A complex; site of double-strand break; nucleus. NCBI's taxonomy places the organism in Eukaryota, Metazoa, Arthropoda, Insecta, Diptera, Drosophilidae.
AUCGAUUAUCAUACUUGAUAGCUGUAUUGGCGCUCUUUCUCGUUGACGGCAUUUCAUUUUCUGCCGAAAUAGGCUGUUUGUUGAACGUUAAUUAACUGAGAAGUUAUUAUGGAUGCCUUUGAUCCACGCUCGAUUAUCAACGGCGGCAUGCUGAAGCAGUUUUCCGGCCAAACCGUGAGCAUAAUGGUUCGCGUUGAAAGCGUCGCGGGAUCCACUUUGUUGGCCAGUUCCACGGACAACCACAAGCUGAAGAUCAAUCUGCCGGGAGAACUGGGCGCCGCCGAAGGAGCCUGGGUGGAGGUCAUUGGAGUGCCCCAUGGCGCGGACACCCUCAGGGCCAAAGAGGUCAUUGAGUUUGGCGGCGAGAACAUCGACUUCGAUAAGGAUGGCUAUAAUGGGUUGAGCCACCUGAUUAACAAUGUCAAGGCCUUCUAUCGCAGCGGCUAGGAUGUCCACAAUUAUAUCUAAGAAUUAAUAUUAUACACUCUAAUGUUAUUUUUCUCAUUUUCUUGGAGAACACCCAGAGCUGGCAUAAACUUUAAAUAUAAAGCAUCUACAUA